AUGGCUGCCACUUGCAAAGUGAUGAUCACAACAAGAAACAAAUAUGCCUGUGAAAGAAUGAGGUGCCGAGAGAUAGUUGAGUUGAAGACAUUAUCAUAUGAAGAAUCUUGGAGUCUAUUCAAGAGUAGAGCAGGGGAUGCAGUGGAGUCCCCCACAAUAAGGAAAUUGGCACAGAAAGUGGCCAGAGAGUGCGCUGGUCUGCCUCUGGCACUGGUGGUUCUUGGCACAGCACUUAAGGAUAAGAGCUCUGGGACUUGGGAGGCAGUGUUGAUGCGGCUAAAAAGGUCGAAGGAGGUGGAUCUUACAGGUGUGAGUAAACAAGUUAUUCAAUCCAUCAAACUAAGUUUCAAUUUCUUAGAGAGUGAGGCAGGCAAGUCUUGCUUCUUGCACUGUUGUCUCUACCCUGAAGAUGAAAAUAUUCCUAAAGAAAAACUGAUGCAUAUGAUGGUAGGAGGGGGCCUCUUGGAUGAUGUUGAAACUCUAAACGAAGCACAGAGCAGAGUGGAUCUACUGCUUGACCAUCUAAAAGCUUGUGGUUUGCUUCUUCAAGGUGCGACUGAAGGCUAUGUAAAAAUGCAUGAUAUUGUUAGGGAUGUGGCGAUACAUAUCAGUGCUGCGACAGAUCAUGCGUUCUACGUAAGAGCUGGGGAAGGUUUGACAGGGUGGCCGAGAACUACUGAAAGUGAGAUGCGAAAUUGCCGACGGCUUUCACUGGUGCUCAAUCGUAUUGUAGAUCUUCCUCCUAAUCCAAUAAAGUAUCCAAAACUUGAGUUGUUGAUCCUGAGCUGCAACAAAAGAUUAUCAAACAUCCCAGAAAUGUUCUUCCUACACAUGGGAUCUCUCACUACACUAGAAAAGGGUUUUAGAGGCGGUUUUCAAACACUAUAG
Molecule: messenger RNA, 888 nt
Organism: Dioscorea cayenensis subsp. rotundata (Guinea yam)
Lineage: Eukaryota; Viridiplantae; Streptophyta; Magnoliopsida; Dioscoreales; Dioscoreaceae
Product: probable disease resistance protein At1g12290
Exons: 1
Coding region: 1-888 (295 amino acids)
Molecular function (GO): ADP binding
Source: RefSeq, a predicted model, not a curated record